Molecule: messenger RNA, 2901 nt
Organism: Carya illinoinensis
Lineage: Eukaryota; Viridiplantae; Streptophyta; Magnoliopsida; Fagales; Juglandaceae
Product: protein DETOXIFICATION 27-like
Exons: 8
Coding region: 745-2229 (494 amino acids)
Biological process (GO): xenobiotic detoxification by transmembrane export across the plasma membrane
Cellular component (GO): membrane
Molecular function (GO): xenobiotic transmembrane transporter activity; antiporter activity
Source: RefSeq, a predicted model, not a curated record
AUUGAAGUGUAGAUUUAUUUUUUUAUAAAAUGUUUAAAGUAUCUUUUUUAAAAUUUAAUAAAGCUUAAGAAUUUCGCUUUCUAACAAGGGAUGGUCGAGUCGUGUGAAGGUAGCAGCCGCGAACCAAUGGCCACUAUAAAAAGCAGCAAGAAGUGCCAACUUGAUUUUUCUUGGUCCCACACCGGAAAAGGAUACCACUUUCAUCUGGCCAAAAUACCAGUUAUGUUAUUUAUACGUGGACCGUAUCAUAAGAUUAUGAAUUUUUAAAAUCUAUGCUAGGAGAAAGAAAACUUUCAUUGCAAAGUAAGAUCGAUAGAUAUCCUUAAAAAUUACACCAACUCUUUCUGUAUUGUGGAAUUAAGAAAUUUUCAUAUGUAUAAUAGCAAUUCCCUCGUCUCUAUCCCCCCUUAUCUGUUUGAUUUCUACAGUGGUAAAGUGCCUCAUGUUAACAUAUAACUCAGCUGUUUUGAUUAUGAGAUGAUUUUUUAUAAAAUAUUAAAGUUGAAUAAAAUAUUACUAAAAUAUUUUUUUUAAUAUUAUUAUUAUUUUAAAAUUUAAAAAAUUUAAAAUAUUUAUUACAUUUUACGUAAAAAUUUUAAAAAAAAUUAUAAUAAAAAAUGGAGAUGAAAACCUUUGCGAAGCCAACGUAAUCAAGCUGAACUAGGAUAUUGGCGACCGUUUCACUUCUUGUUCAGUUCAGUUCCCCGUUGACUUCCUCGGCUAAAGCACGCGCAAAGGCAACUUAUGGGAGUGAGAAAAGAAGACGACGAACCUCUGUUAGUGUCAGGCCCACAACAAAAUGAACAACAAGAAGAAGAAGAAGAGCAAGAGCGACGUAGAGAAGGAAAUGUAGGGGAUCUGGUCAGACAAACAUGGUUGGAGUCGAGGAAGAUGUGGGCGAUUGCGGGGCCCUCUAUUUUUAGCAGGCUGGCAAUGUUCUCCAUGACCGUCAUAACACAGUCAUUCGCCGGCCACCUUAGUGACCUUGACCUCGCCGCAAUCUCCAUAGCCUCCACCGUCAUCAUAGCUUUCACUUUCGGCUUCUUGCUGGGCAUGGCUAGCGCGCUCGAGACGCUCUGUGGCCAAGCUUACGGAGCCAGACAGUACCACAUGUUGGGUAUCUACCUUCAGCGUUCUUGGAUUGUUCUGUUUUUAUUUUCGCUUCUGCUACUGCCCAUGUUCGUGUUUGCUACGCCCAUACUAAAGCUUCUCGGCCAGUCCGAUGCGGUGGCGGACGAGUCGGGGGUGGUGGCAAUGUGGCUUAUUCCGAUGCACCUGAGCUUCCCAUUUCAGUUCACAUUGCAGAGGUUCUUGCAGUGCCAACUAAAGACGGGGGUUAUUGCUUGGAUCUCAGGGGGGGCUCUUGCAGUCCACGUGUUUGUGAGUUGGCUUUUUGUAUAUAAACUGAGCGUGGGGAUUGUUGGGACUGCUCUUACUCUUGAUUUCUCGUGGUGGCUGUCUGUUUUGGGGCUUUUUGGUUACGCUGUAUGUGGAGGAUGUCCUCAUUCUUGGACUGGUUUUUCAGCUCAAGCUUUGAGUGGGAUCUCGGAAUUUUUUAAGCUCUCUGUGGCUUCUGGGGUUAUGCUCGCGUUGGAAAAUUUCUAUUACAGAAUGUUGAUUAUAGUGUCGGGGUAUUUUCACAAAACUGAGGUUGCAGUUGAUGCACUUUCCAUCUGCAUAACUAUCUUUGCCUGGGAAUCUAUGAUUCCUCUUGGAUUUCUGGCUGCAACUGGUGUACGUGUAGCAAAUGAGCUUGGUGCAGGCAAUGCAAAAUGUGCAAAAUUUGCAACCACAGUCUCAGUGUUGACCUCCUUAGUUGUUGGACUUCUGUUUUGGUCAAUAAUCAUGGGCUUCCAUGAGAAGCUUGUGAUGAUAUUUACCUCCAACCCUUCCGUUAUUGCAAUGGUCAAUGAAUUAGCAGUCCUAUUGGCAUUCACAUUACUUGUAAAUUGCAUUCAACCAGUUCUUUCGGGGGUAGCUGUUGGAGCUGGUUGGCAAGCUGUAGUGGCUUUCAUAAACAUAGGUAGCUACUACUUAGUUGGGGUCCCUCUUGCGGUUUUCCUGGGCUGGUUGCUACCUUCUGGGAUUACGAGUAUCUGGGCUGGAAUGAUUUGUGGAACUGUGGUUCAGACAUUGAUACUAACCGUCAUCACCCUGAGAUUUGAAUGGGAAAUAGAGGCACAGAAGGCGCAUAUUCAUAUAACAAACGAGGCAGCAUCUAACAGCUAACCUCAACUCAACGAAUGUGUAACUUAUAAAGCCUGAGAUGUCGUUCUAUUUAAAAUGGGAGCAUUCUGUUCAUCUAUAUAACACAUGUUAAGAUAUACACUAUGAGAUCUGGUAUUAUAAAAUAGAACAUAUUGCAUAUAACAUGGCUCAAUCUCACCCAAUAACAUUGAAUCUAGCAUAAAGCAUCGCUUUAGAGAAGCCGGGAGAGAUGAAGUAAGAAAACAGAGUGCUUAAGGUACAAGUGGCAGAUAAAGGUCGUUGAAGGGCAUUGUGGACAGCCUUGAGUGUGGCUCAUGACUCCAGCCGUUUCAUGGGCUCCAAGAGCUACCCAUAGGCAUCAUGUUGAAGGAUCCCCAGCAAUGGCGGGCUGUGGAUGGAUCUGUUGGUGAUGAGUGCAUAUCAUCCCUUCUCAUCAAUGCCAUUCUGGUGUCCAUGGUAAUCUUUCCUUCUCAACUUUACUUACCGGUAUUGAGCGUGUAGGGGAGAUAUUGUACCAUGCCUUACUUAAGAUGGCAUUGUUCUGGGCGUGAUUAGUACUGUUGUUUGAGUUAGCAUUGUGUUGUGGAGUUGUGGUUGAGUUGGUGUUCAUCUUUGGUUGUGUUGUUUAGCCCUGUUGUAAGAUUUGAUCUCUUGGAUUGAAGAAGUUUUACACGUGUUACGCUUUGUGGUAUA